GUUCUGUCGAUGGAGGCGUAGCUAUGGCGUGCCGCAGCAAAUCUCUGGUCGAACAAAUCAACGCCUGGAAAUCAUUGCAGGAAGCUGUCUGAUCAAACUAAUGAGACCCCGCCCACGCCAGUAGAAUGUUAACCUGGUGAAAGGCAGGUCGGACAGUUAAUAAAUGUAUGGCAGAAAGUUACCUUACUCGGGCUACUAUUCCUUGUAAGAAUCUAAUUUUCCAGCAUCAAGUCCCUCCACCCUAAACUAUACCUUGACAGAUUUCACUUGUGAGUCAUCUGUGACACAGCGCAAAGAGGAGGAAGCCUAAAGAAACAAGAAGCAGACUUUGGGAAAGCUAUGCAAUAUCAACACCCCACGUCCUCGGCAGUGAGCAUGAGUGUGCCUCUCUAUGCUCCCACCCCGCUUCAGCCUGUACACCCUACUCCAUUCUACAUUGAUGAUAUUCUUGGAAGGACCACCAGCUCUGGAUCGACACCAGCUAUUCCGACUCCUACUUUGCCGUCCCCCAAUUCAUCAUUCACAAGCUUUGUUUCUGCAUAUAGAACUCCCAUAUAUGAGCCUACGCCUAUUCACCCAGCAUUUACCCACCCUGCGGCCCUGGCUUCAACUUAUGGACCCAGCGCUUUUGCUUCCCCUUUGUAUCCUUUCCACCGGACAGUGGGAGAUUACGCCCAUGCGUUAAUAAGACAGGAUCCUUUGGGUAAACCUCUGGUAUGGAGCCCAUUUAUUCAAAGGCCGUUACAUAAAAGAAAAGGAGGGCAAGUUCGAUUUUCAAAUGAGCAAACCAUUGAAUUAGAAAAGAAAUUUGAAACACAGAAAUAUCUCUCACCACCUGAAAGGAAACGGCUUGCCAAGAUGUUGCAACUAAGUGAAAGACAGGUUAAAACGUGGUUCCAGAACCGCAGAGCCAAAUGGAGGCGCCUGAAACAGGAAAACCCACUGGGAGGCAAAAGAGAAGACGCUGAAAGUAACCCAAAUCACCACAACUCCAGAUCAGAGCUUUGUGUAGCAGGCGACCCACAAACCGCAGAGAGCUACCUGAAGGGAACUCCGUGUCCAUCCUCUUCCUCCUCUCCCUUAUCUCCGGGGGAUCUAGAAUCGGACGUGUCCGAUGAUUCGGAUCAAGAGGUCGAUAUCGACGAUGACAAAGGAUUUCAUACAUCCAACCACUGAUUGCCAAAAUGCUGCUCCUCCUGAGCACAGGAAAGGACACGUUUUAAGUUUCCAUAGCUUGCACUUUAUCGGGGUCGGAGCUGGAUUUAAGGGAUUCAUUUGCCAGAACAGAAAAGCUUAAGUGAAAAGAGGACUAAACUGCUGUAAAUAUUUUGUCGUGUAAAUAUCAUAUGUGCACUAUAUAUAGACCUAGCCUAGGUAUAUGGACACUGGGAAAAAAUGUUUCUUGUUUUAAGUCUAAGGUAACAGACGGUGGUAAUGACGGACUUGUAUGUAUAUAAAUAUUUGUACAUUGCCUAAUUUGCAGAUGUUGGUAUUUUUCGUACAACCUUUUGUAUUCCGCCUGCGUGUACAACAUAAUCCGCAUAAUUUAUGUGAGCUUUAUACACACACACACACACACACACACACACACACACACACACACACACAUUUCCUGUCAAGUUUAGUAAAGUCUUUUCUUACCUCAAGAAUACUGUGUGUUUAGGUAAAUCGUGAACAGUCGAGUACUAAAUAACUGUCAUAAUUCACAAUAUUGCCUCCCAAGUAAAACAAUGAUAUUUA
Molecule: messenger RNA, 1740 nt
Organism: Protopterus annectens (West African lungfish)
Lineage: Eukaryota; Metazoa; Chordata; Ceratodontiformes; Protopteridae
Gene: HHEX
Product: hematopoietically expressed homeobox
Exons: 4
Coding region: 340-1176 (278 amino acids)
Biological process (GO): regulation of transcription by RNA polymerase II; cell differentiation
Molecular function (GO): DNA-binding transcription factor activity, RNA polymerase II-specific; RNA polymerase II cis-regulatory region sequence-specific DNA binding
Source: RefSeq, a predicted model, not a curated record